AUGUUCGCAGCACUGGGUAAGAUCCUGAGUGAUGUCCAAUUCAGGUCACAUGAGCAGAAGGUGAAAAAGUAUCUCGACCAAGCCACAACAGACUCUGUUCUCGAAGAUCUCAAGAAAGCACUCGCGCCGAGACUGGGGGUGGUCAAGGGUCUGUGGACGACAUUCGACACCUAUUGCGUCGAGGACUCCUCCCAGCAGCGAUACUGGAACGAGGACAGUCUCAGGAAACAUAUAGCGAUUAUACAUCCUGAUGUCGCCAUCUCUGAGGCCGCCAUCCAACUGCUAUGGAGAUGUUUCCAUUUCUACGCCUACCACCCGUUCCCAAGCGAUGUCACUGACGGUAGAGUUGAUUCGGACGCCUUCCAACGCGCCGUAUCAUUACUAGUCGUCCAGUGCACCGAUAUCUUGGGCACCCAGGACGGAGGAGAUUAUUUCUGGCGCCACGACGACGCUUUCUUCCGCAAAGCCAAUUUUGAAAGAAUCUUCAGAAGCAUUGGCCUUCCAGAGGCUACAAGCAAACAGUCCACGCAACUGGAUUAUGACUCGACUUCUAUGCUGGACGAUGCUAUGGACGUUUUGGCCAUGACGCAGCCUCAAACGGUGAGCUUGGCUCCGUCGCCGGAUCAGCUUAGACCUGCAGCACGAAGGCUCCUUGGUGAAGGUGCUACUCAGACGCGAUAUCGGGUGCCUCGCAAAGACUUGUCAACGUUCCUGAGCUUGCUACUACGGCUGAGGUUACGCAAAGCCAAGUGGGGAACACGCUUCCAUCUUGGCUCCUUCGACAAAUCUGAUCCUGGUGACAAAGAAUUGGCUGACAUACUAGUGAAUGGACUGCUUAAGGACCAGGAGGAGGAGAAUCUUACGUCUAACGAAGUUCUCAGGGCAAUGGAUCUGCUGCCAAAUUUGCAGCUACGAUUCCACCAGCUUUGGGCGGUUCUAUUUCAACCACUGAUGACCACAGAUGAUCAAGUGCCAUCUCAGCCACCUGAAGCUAUACCUAGCCGUAUUCUUGGCGCUAUUUCGUUGUUCGUACCUCAACCUGUGGUCUCUAGCCGCUCUCAGACGACGAUGCAGGACAUGCGGAUUGCUCUUGAAAAGUUAAGUCAUCCGUCGCAGAGAUCAGAUGACAUGACAAUGACACGUCUCGUCAAGUCUCUUGUACAAGAUCCACAUCCUUAUCUCCUACUGUUUACCGGCAAAGAAACUGUGACGAGACCAGGUACAGCAGUAGGAGCAUACUUCCCUGGCCCGCUCUGGUUGAGAGCCAAUGAAGGAGAGGAGAAGCGUGAAUUUAAGGCUGGCACUUCAUAUCUCCUCUUUCAGCUCCAGCCACAAUUCCGCCUUCUCCGAUGGACCAGCCCUCAGAUACCACUAACAAACAUCAUUGAUACAGAUGGCGACGCACCAUCGAUAGAAGCUGUUGCAGCAAGUGACGAAACGUCUUCGAAGUUCAGCAAGCCCUAUAGGAUCGGAGACCCAGAAAGGAAAGGCCCCGGCUUACACAUUGAUCCAGAGACGAAGUCGGCCACGUUGAGCAAUUCUGCAGACGACGACAGCGGUGAGGGAUUCUGGUACAAAGACGUGUACAUAGACGGUGAUGGCGAUAGAACACUUAAUAAGAACUGGGAUGCGACAGUCAAGCUCGAUCAGCUCGACAUCUUCAGUGUGUCGGGCGGUAUAGAUGCAAAUCUCGCUACUAGGAGGAUCAUUGGGGCAAAGGAUCAGACUCAAUACAUGCAGGAGGCAACGGAACCGAAGAUCAGAGGCGAGGAGCUGACAAAGAGGAUCCAGGGCUUUGGCUCUACCUGA
This is a messenger RNA of Amorphotheca resinae ATCC 22711, 1809 nucleotides long. RefSeq lists its product as hypothetical. The transcript is spliced from 4 exons. The record is from RefSeq and is a predicted model, not a curated record. Bases 1 to 1809 code for a protein of 602 amino acids. NCBI's taxonomy places the organism in Eukaryota, Fungi, Ascomycota, Leotiomycetes, Helotiales, Amorphothecaceae.